CAGCAACUUCUCUUUCCCCCCGCCAGCGGGACCCGAGCCCAAACCAGGCACGACGCACUGGCGCAAUCUCCAUGGAUCCUCUGAGCAUUCUCUCCAUCGCCGCUGCAGUCGUCGCCUUCGUAGAUUUUGGAGGCAAAAUCCUCAACUCGGCAUCGCACCACCUCAGGCGAGACGACGACCUGACGACUGCCUUGGAAGAUUUGGCAAGGGAAGCCGGACAGCUCGGUCGCCUAGGCCGCCGGAUCGAAAGCACACACGGGCAGCCGGAGUCGUCUGCGAGUCAGAACCCGGAAUUCGACGCCGUCCUUGUGGAGCUGGCGAGGGAAUCCACCCUGGUAUCAGAAGAUGUCGAGACCUUGAUCUCGACACUGCAAACCACCAACGGGAACCGCAAGGCUACAACAUCUCUGCGUCUGCAUUUGCUAAAAACGGUAAAGGAUGGCGGGUCAGAGUAUUCGGCGACCGAGAGGAAGGUGCGAAAAGCCGAACAAAGGCUCAGUAGCAUCAAAAGCGCCAUGAUGUCGGCCGUGUUGGCCUGCCUCUGUACUAGGGCCGAUUCAAGAUCCACAGCAGACGAGAUCCGCCGGAUAUCACUCUACAUUGGCAAAGAGCAUACCCGAAGCUCUGCGCCUGCUACGGCUUCUCCACCAGAGCCCGAGCUGAGCCUGAGCGCCGAGGAGCAUCAGCGACAGCAGCUGAUCCACCAAAUCUGGUCGCAAAGCUCCGGCCCCUCGGACCAGUUUGAGUCUCUUGGGGGAGAUAUCGAGGUGGAUUCGGCCAGCCUGAGGUUGCCGCCGGUUUCCCAAGUGGAGCUGCAGCAGGCAGUUCUCCGCAGCCUCCAGUCCAACGAGAUGGAGGAGAGGAGGAGUGGGAUAAGCCCAGCGCACGAGAAGACCUUCCAGUGGAUAUUCGAGCGCCCCCAAGACACGGGCGACGAGCUCGCCGACGCCCCGCCAUGGUCUGACUUUGUGUCCUGGCUAGAGCAGGACGACACGUCUCGGAUUUACUGGAUCACGGAACCGCCGAUCUUUUAUUCCUGGAAUGCCGGGAGUGAUGAUCAGCGACCCGAGCACGGCCUUCUGAGAUCAAUUUUCCACCAGUACCUAACGCAGAUGCCUGAGCUUGUCCCCGGCGUCUGUCCACGACGGUGGGCGAUGCAUCGCGUCUUCGGAACGAGUCGUGGUGUCAUGCUACCUAGCUGGACCAAGACGGAACUACGCCAGGCAUUCGAUAUGCUCCUGCCUCUCGCCCGCCAGAGCAACCAAAAGCUCGUGCUUCUCAUCGAUGGGCUCGACGAGUUUCAGGUGACAGAUAACUUCCGGUUCCUUCUCUCCUUCGCCGAAACAGUUCGAUCAGAAGGGGGCGCAAAGGUGUGCGCCAGCAGCCGCGAAUGGACCAUGUUUACAGAUUACUUCCGCGCGCACCCAAGUCUGCGGCUGCAGGACUUGACGAGGAAUGACAUUGAGCAGUACAUCUACAGUCAUCUCAACAAGAGCAUUGCAUAUGCCGAGCUGAAGGACUCAAACACGGAAGAUGUGGAUCGACUGGUCGGAAGCUUACUCGACAAGGCCAGCGGUGUCUUCCUCUGGGUUCGGAUAGUCACGGAUGUUGUCCUGGCUGGAAUGGAGGCUGGUCAGACCGUCAACGAGCUCAAUGCGAGCGUCGAAGAGCUGCCGCCCGACUUGUCCGACCUCUAUCAGGGAAUCUGGGAAAGGCUGGGCCCCAGAGACCAAACUAGCGUCGCCCGACUGCUCCGGAUCUUGGAGGCGAGUGUCGGCCCUCUAGAUCCAACGACAAUGUUUGCGGCCGAGCAACCCGAUGCAGCGGAGGCGCUGAAGACAUCCAAGGUCGCGCUUGAGAAACUCGUUGCUCGGCGGCUGCGGAGUCAGACUAGGGGCCUUCUUGAGAUUUCCGAGAUUCGCACCAUCAACUAUCUGCACCGGACUGCCAGGGAUUGGUCGCUUACUGUCGAGGACGAGAUGCAAAAAAUGCUGCCCCCAGAUUUCGACCCGAAUCUGCAGCUUUGCUUGGCCAAAGUCGCCAUCACGACGAUUCUGUGCACUCCAAAGGGCUGGAAUCUAAGCUUCGCGGAGUUGUGGGACAGGAUUGGCGGCUGUCUUGAAUACGCAAGUAGGGCGGCUGUUCGGCCCAAGAAAUGCGCGAAUGCUACCAAGCUCAUUGCAGCACUGGAUAGCCUCGACACGUGGGUGGCAGAGUUCCGAGAAUAUUUUGAUUUGCGCAAAUCUCGCGGCUUCGGCGAGGAAAUUCAUUGGAGUAGUUACCAGUUCAGUCUCCAUUUCACACCAGGAAGAGAUCCUGACUUGGUACCACAUGUCAACACUUUCCUGGGCCUUGCGUCUCAGUACGCCAUCCUUGCAUACGUCGAGCAAAAGCUAAAGGAAUGUCCAAAGCUGGUCAAACCCAAGCGAUACGAGGUUAGUCUCCUCGAGAAUGCCUUAUUCGUCCCCGGAGCCAAACCCGGCAGACCCUUUGGGCUCGAGGAAUCGCCGGGACUCUGGCGACUGCGCUUUCUGCAGCGAGAGGCCCUCGUCCGCCUACUCCUCGAUCGCGGCGCCGACCCGCGCGCCGAGUCCUUGUUGCUGUGUCAUGUCCCCAGGCUGGUGAAGGGCCUCAUUCUGAUGCCGAAAGGGCGGCGGGUUGCCGCCGCCGCCCGGGCCUUGCCUCUCUACAAGACUUUGCCGAGCCUAUCUGGUGUCGGCAAUAAGACCUUCUGGGAACCGGUGCAAACCAUGUUGGAUGAGAACAUGAAGAAUCGAGGCACAAUUUCGCGGUUGCGGUCUUUACUGUCCCUGUAG
Molecule: messenger RNA, 2816 nt
Organism: Phialemonium atrogriseum
Lineage: Eukaryota; Fungi; Ascomycota; Sordariomycetes; Cephalothecales; Cephalothecaceae
Exons: 3
Coding region: 72-2816 (914 amino acids)
Source: RefSeq, a predicted model, not a curated record